AUGAUUGACUAUUCAGCAAAUACAUCGGGUUCCGGAGCUGACAAUCUCGAAAUUGACUCUUCCAAAGGGAAAGAGGAAGAUCAGGAGAAUUUGGAAAAGUUAGCAGAAGGAGAGGCUGUUGAUGAACAGGUGUGUCUUAUCAGAUGUAAUGCUGCUGCUAUUCUUCUUUUCCUAUAGUC
This is a messenger RNA of Strongylus vulgaris, 179 nucleotides long. NCBI's taxonomy places the organism in Eukaryota, Metazoa, Nematoda, Chromadorea, Rhabditida, Strongylidae. The record is from the annotation of a GenBank genome assembly.